Menidia menidia (Atlantic silverside) is the source of this 189-nucleotide messenger RNA. The record is from the annotation of a GenBank genome assembly. Lineage: Eukaryota; Metazoa; Chordata; Actinopteri; Atheriniformes; Atherinopsidae.
GAUGACUUUCUCUACAGUGUGUCUGUUGUAAGCGGGAUCUCCUGUGCUGUGCUGGCUGUUGCCAAAUUAAUGCUGGGAAGAAAACUGACAAGUCGGGCUCUUAUCACCGAUGGGUUUAACUCUCUGGUUGGUGCAAUCAUGGGAUUUUCGAUUCUUGUCAGCGCUGAAGUCUUCAAGCAGCACGCCAAC